Molecule: messenger RNA, 847 nt
Organism: Rhodamnia argentea
Lineage: Eukaryota; Viridiplantae; Streptophyta; Magnoliopsida; Myrtales; Myrtaceae
Product: ubiquitin-conjugating enzyme E2 2
Exons: 6
Coding region: 263-721 (152 amino acids)
Source: RefSeq, a predicted model, not a curated record
UAUAAUAGUUCCCACCUGCAAAAGGAAAGCCUCUCUCUCCUCCUCCUUCUCGAGUUUGUUCGCGAGCCGCGAUUCUGCUCUCCGGUCGAUCCAAAUCGAUCGCCGCCAUGGAUUCCUUCCUCUGACACCGCGUCUUCUUCCCUUCGUCCACCGUCGUCGUCCCCCCUCGAAGGCUGAGGCUCAGUUUCGCCGAUCGUUUCGAUCCUGGACAGCUCAUUCGGAUAUUCCAGAUACUCGCCGCGUCUGCUAGCAAGCGGUGAGGAUGUCAACUCCUGCAAGGAAAAGACUUAUGAGGGAUUUUAAGAGGUUGCAACAGGAUCCUCCAGCGGGCGUCAGUGGUGCCCCUCAUGAAAACAACAUAAUGCUGUGGAAUGCUGUUAUAUUUGGCCCUGAUGACACUCCUUGGGAUGGAGGAACGUUCAAAUUGACGCUUCAGUUUUCAGAAGAAUAUCCUAAUAAGCCACCAACUGUGCGAUUUGUUUCAAGAAUGUUCCAUCCAAACAUUUAUGCAGAUGGCAGCAUUUGUUUGGACAUUCUACAAAAUCAGUGGAGCCCUAUUUACGAUGUAGCUGCUAUUUUGACCUCUAUCCAGUCAUUGCUGUGUGACCCAAACCCGAACUCUCCUGCAAACUCAGAAGCUGCCAGAUUGUUUAGUGAGAACAAACGUGAAUACAAUAGGAGAGUUCGUGAGGUAGUUGAGCAAAGCUGGACUGCUGACUAAAAGGAUGCCUUGUUGGAUGCUCAAAUGCUUGAGAAAAUAGUCCACUUGCCUGUUUAAAUAACAUUGAGAAACCUGAGAACCAUUGCAAUGUGAGCUUCUUAUUGAGUGAAUGUUUGACUGGCUUGA